This is a messenger RNA of Oppiella nova, 2016 nucleotides long. The record is from the annotation of a GenBank genome assembly. Lineage: Eukaryota; Metazoa; Arthropoda; Arachnida; Sarcoptiformes; Oppiidae.
AUGUCUUUGAUGGCUAACGCUCGUCCACUGAUGGGGUUGGAGACCCGAAAAGACCGGAGUAGGUUCCCAUCGGAAAUGUCUUUGAUGGCUAACGCUCGUCCACUGAUGGUAUUGGAGACGCGAAUGUGUCCCGGAAUGGCUUCAGUGGAUAUCAUGGGACAAAUGGAUGAGCCGGGUUUGGAUACGCGAUGUGACCCUAGUCCAAUUGGAUACCCUAGUUGGAUACGCUAUGCGGAACUGGACCCCACAAUGUUAAACCGGGUGCAACGGGAAUACCUGUCCCAGCAGUCAUCCACCAGCCCUCCCAUCUCCCUAUACCAGACCAAACGCAACAGCGUAGUGGUGCUCAACAAGGAUACCGGAGUGCCGCAGAUAGUAAUCCAGAAGAAUGCCAAUGGUUUCGACUUAUCCAACGUCCAGACGUUCAACAACACCAGCGCCUACACGAAACGGAAAAUACUGGCUAUGCUUCAGGAGGUGAACAAUAAGCGCACGAUUAGGGAGUGCCGCCAAUCGGACGAGGAGUUGGGGUCCGUACUCGGGAUGCAUACCUACUUCAACCAGAAAACCAAGAAUUACAAGCAAAAGUACAUGGUUUAUAAUUUUCUCAAUUACCCAAAAGCUAGGCUAUGUUUUGGGAGCCCUACGCUUCCUAUACCUGUUAGAGAAAGUCAUAAUCAUAUGGUUUUCGGGGGAAUUCAUAAUCCGGAUGUGGUCGUCGAGCUGCAAAAACCAAUACCAGGGCUGGUCACCUCUCGACAUGUAGGAGCCCUACGCUUCCUAUACCUGUUAGAGAAAGUCAUAAUCAUAUGGUUUUCGGGGGAAUUCAUAAUCCGGAUGUGGUCGUCGAGCUGCAAAAACCAAUACCAGGGCUGGUCCGGCAAAAUCAAGUACCUGUCGGUGCCCUCGCGGCUCAUGGAUGUCAUCGUCAUCACCCUAUCGCUGGUGGUGUUGACGAUCAACCCGUCGAGCGGUCACGAGGUGUUCGCGGCGUCGGCUUUCCGCGGGUUUCACCGCUUUUUUCAAGUCCUACAGAUACUGACGCUCAAUAAGCAACUGCAGCCCUGGAAGGUGCUGUCCUCGGUCAUCUACGACCAGAGGGAGCAGUUGUUUAUCAUAUUUUACAUCGAGUUCAUAGUGUUGUGUAUUUUGGCGUACAUUUCCUAUAUCGUGGAGAAGGAUGAGAACCACCAGUUCGAUAGCAUUGCGGAGGCCAUGUGGUGGGCGUUGGUUACCCUAUCGACGGUUGGCUACGGGGAUAAAGUGCCGAUGACAUGGCUGGGCAAGCUAAUAUCCAGCUUAUUCACCGUACUGGGAGUGGCCAUAUUCGCCUUACCCGCGGGCAUCAUCGGCACAGGACUGGCCCUGAAAGUGGAGGAGGAGGAGCGCAAUCAGCAGCGAAAAAAGAAAAAAGUGGCCGCGGCCAUUUUAAUCCAGUGCAUGUGGCGGUGCUACAAGGCUAACGCCAAUUACGUAGCGGUGUCGUCCUUUUUUAAGCACAAACCCAUGGAUUUGUUCAAAAAACAUGACUACGAGAACAUCGCCAACAAAUUUGUCCGGCUGACCAAGUUUUUCAUAGCCAAACAACGGUUCAAGGAACUCCUACGGCCCCUGGACAUCAAGAAUGUGUUGCAGAGCUAUAAGGACGGGCAGCUGGAUGUGAUGAAUAAGGUGAAGCUGAUCCAGAGGUCGGUGGACAGUAUUGUCCGUAAGAUAGGGGCUAAUGAGUCGCGGAUUUACGGCGCGAAUACGUGUCUGGAGCGCAAGAUUGAGAGACUGGAGGUGACACUGAUGGCCAUUAUUGCGAGGGUUGACAGUCAGCUACCGGUGAUGGAGGGUAUCUCCCGGCGACUGAUCCGUAGCGAGCAGUUUGUCGACUACGUGCUGGACUCCCAGUCCUCCGGUACGGCCACCGAUGGCCGACAGAGUUGUAGUAAUUUUGUGAAUAAUACCAAUAGUUAUAGUAAUAAUAAAUUUUGUGAUAAUUCAAUGAGUCUUAGGAGGAAUUCCGUGUGA